AUGAGCGAGAGUGCGGGCAAACCAGCACCCGAAGAGGCUGCAAGGGGUGAAUGCACUGAGCGUAGCCUGCGAGAGGCUGAGCUGCAAGAAACGGAGCUGAUUCGUAAAAUGCUCUACACGUCGCCGCUGGAUGAGGAGAGCACCGACGCAACGAAGGAGGAGACGACGCAUGACACGGUGCGGCUCUCACGGGAGGCGCGUGAUGAAUUUGUCAAGGCGGCAAUGCGGCCCAUGAAGGAGAAAGUGGCGGAGUUCCGUGGUUUUGUGGAGCUUUUGGGCCGCCCACAGAAUGGGCGCGUUGUGGGUGUGUUUCUCAUCACCACGGCUGUGAUGUUCACGAUUCCCAUUAUCGUUUUGCUCAUUGGCAUGCACCUUGUCGCUCCAGCCAUUGGGGCCGAUGCGGGCGUGUGCGGCGGCUUCAUGGCGCUGGGCUCCACCGUGAUCAUCAUGGCCUCCUACGUCAUCUACGCCUUUGUGGAGCCUGGCGCAGGUGCUGUGGAGGGGCGGCCAGCGGGGGACAAGAAGAAUCAGUAG
Messenger RNA from Trypanosoma grayi, 534 nucleotides. RefSeq lists its product as hypothetical. The transcript has a single exon. The record is from RefSeq and is a predicted model, not a curated record. NCBI's taxonomy places the organism in Eukaryota, Euglenozoa, Kinetoplastea, Trypanosomatida, Trypanosomatidae. Bases 1 to 534 code for a protein of 177 amino acids.